AUGAAGAGGGCGGUGAUGAAGAGGGCGGUGAUGAAGAGGGCGGUGAUGAAGAGGGCGGUGAUGAAGAGGGCGGUGAUGAAGAGGGCGGUGAGGAAAAGGGCGGUGGUGAAGAGGGCGCUGGUGAAGAGGGCGGUGGUGAAGAGGGCGGUGAGGAAGAGGGCGGUGAUGAAGAGGGCGGUGAUGAAGAGGGCGGUGAGGAAAAGGGCGGUGGUGAAGAGGGCGGUGGUGAAGAGGGCGGUGGUGAAGAGGGCGGUGAGGAAGAGGGCGGUGGUGAAGGGGCGGUGGUGA
Messenger RNA from Knipowitschia caucasica, 288 nucleotides. The record is from the annotation of a GenBank genome assembly. NCBI's taxonomy places the organism in Eukaryota, Metazoa, Chordata, Actinopteri, Gobiiformes, Gobiidae.